Messenger RNA from Parastagonospora nodorum SN15, 831 nucleotides. RefSeq lists its product as hypothetical. The record is from RefSeq and is a predicted model, not a curated record. Bases 1 to 831 code for a protein of 276 amino acids. The transcript has a single exon. Gene Ontology annotation, molecular function: protein binding. Lineage: Eukaryota; Fungi; Ascomycota; Dothideomycetes; Pleosporales; Phaeosphaeriaceae.
AUGCCAUCGCUGCCAUCAGAAGAAGCUACCCAAGCCUCGCCAGCCCCGCCAGCCCCGCCAGCCCCGCCAGACAUCUUCCCACCAGACGAAGAAUCGCAGCUCCUUUCCGAAUCCAAUACGGAAAAGGCCUCUGCCAACAGAGCCUUCACCACCGGCGAGUACAAUGGUGCCAUACAAAGCUACGAAAAAGCCCUUGCAGUCUGCCCUGCCUAUCUCGAGUACGACAUCGCAGUCCUGCGCUCCAACAUUGCAGCAUGCCACUUGAAGCUCCAAGAAUGGAAGCAAGCCGUCGAAUCCGCUACACAGGCACUGGAAGCAUUAGAUAGACUGGAUCCACCACCAGCAAAAGACAGCGCAGACAAGGCAGAAGGCAACCCUAGCAGUGGUGGUGGUGGUGUUGGUGGUGGUGUUGUGGGCGAAAUCGACGACAGCACAGAAGUCGUGCUCGAUGCACUCGCGAGGACUGGUCACAGCAUAAACGACGUCCACAAGCUGCGUACAAAAGCUCUGCUGAGGCGCGCAAAAGCACGACAUGAAGUGGGUGGCUGGGCAUCGUUACAAGGAUCGCUGGAAGACUAUCAAGCACUAGCAAAGCCGCCGAACCAGCUGUCGAGCUUGCAUAUGAAGGCUGUGAUAGCUGCGCUGCGGAAACUGCCUACCGAGCUGGACGAGGCGAAGACGGCUGAGAUGGCGGAAAUGAUGGGCAAGCUAAAGCAGUUGGGGAAUGGCAUACUGAAGCCGUUUGGCCUGAGUACGGAGAACUUCCAGUUUACAAAAGACGAGAGCAGUGGCGGUUACAGCAUGAAUUUCAAUCAAAAUGCGGGCAAGUGA